Messenger RNA from Syngnathus acus (greater pipefish), 1011 nucleotides. RefSeq names its product brevican core protein-like. The transcript is spliced from 10 exons. The record is from RefSeq and is a predicted model, not a curated record. Lineage: Eukaryota; Metazoa; Chordata; Actinopteri; Syngnathiformes; Syngnathidae. Gene Ontology annotation, molecular function: signaling receptor activity. Bases 35 to 961 code for a protein of 308 amino acids.
CAACAAUACUCGCUCCUGGGACAUCCCACUUGAGAUGAGACUGAGCGUUGAUAGGAAGAAGUGGACCAAACACCCGGACGGGAAGUUCAUCGGCGGUGGGACUCAUCUGCUUGAGAUGCCCGCGUUCGCUCAGUACGUCCGCAUCCUGCUCCUGGAGAAUCGUCCAGAAUUUGGGCUCCGCUUCGACAUCUUGGGAUGCGCACAUGAAGAUGAGACAACCUGCGCCAGAAAGUUCAACAGCGUCCGCUUCACCGAUUCGAUGACGUUCUACUGUCCCCCGGGCUGUGACAAAGAGGAACACUUUGUCUUUGGAUUGAUGGUCUACUCCGCGGACUCGCACAUCUGCGCGGCCGCCAUUCACGCUGGAGUCAUUCAGAACAACAUCGGAGGAGAUUGUAUUGUGAUGAGAGCUCCCAAACAGCAAGUCUACACGGGCUCCACCGGGAACGGGAUCACCUCCAGAGAUUUGAACGACCCACUGGGUGUGUCUCACACGUUUGCGGACGGGGAGCCCAGAUGCGCGGCGCCUGACUGGGAGGAGUUUGCCGGGUUCUGCUACAAAACGUUUGACGAGGAAAAGAACUGGGCGGAUGCUCAACAGGUCUGUCGUGGUUUCGGUGCCGAACUGGUGUCCAUCCGCACCGAGAUGGAGCAGGCGUCAGUGAAAAAUGUCUCCAACCUUGAAACCAGCGACAUGUGGACCGGACUGAACGACCUGGCGCUUCCCGGCACGUUGGUGUGGUCGGACCGCCACGAGGUGACCUUCACCCACUGGGCCGCGGGAGAACCCAUCCAGCGCGUCGGCCUCGACAAACACUGCGUGGCUGUGUUACGGCAGACUGGAAGAUGGACGCUAAUGUCUUGCGCCCAAGUCAACAGCUUCAUGUGCAAAAUGCCCACAGCGCAUUUUCCAAUUGCUGUGUCAGUUCCCAACGGCCCAAGAGCCCAUGGAGAAAAUUGACAAUGCAAGCAAGUCAUCAUCGAAGACGGAGAAUUUAAUGCCCUUCUGAC